AUGGCCGGGAGACUUGAGAAGUGUUCCUCUUUGAUGGGAUUCGCUCUCCUCUGUCUAAAAAUGGUUACUUCAUCCAAAACAGCGCCUGAAAUACCAACUAUUGAUCAGGCAUAUUCAAAACUCAGCAAUAGCAUCACUGUAGAGUGGACUGCUGUGCCAGGGGCCACAAGUUACCUGCUCACAGCUGAAGAUGGGGACACAGUCAUUGAGACCACAGUGACCAGUUCCCCAGGCACUGUGACAGGCCUGAAGGCUGCGACCUUGUACCGAAUCACCAUCAGAUCCAUCAGUGCCUCUGGACAAAGCCAGGCGUCAUCUCCAAAGCAGGCGAAGACAGUGUUGGCGGCACCCAUUCUGGAAGUUGGCUCUCCAAGUCCAGACUCCAUCCUUGUGAGGUGGGAUGCCGUCUAUAUGGCAAUCGGCUUCUCUGUGUCUGUCAUGCGAGCCAAUGGCUUGGGGAGAAUUUGGAAGGAGAAUACUACAAACACCUCCUUGACCUUCAGCAGCCUGGAUGCUGGGACUCUCUAUACUAUAAAGGCCUACGCCUGGAAUGCCAAUGGAGUCCCUGGAGACGACUCCACCUGCAACCAGAGAACCAGUCCUCGCGCCCCUGCCAACAUUCAAGUCCUCUUUGAUAGUGGGGCCUUGAAGGCAUCUGUUUCCUGGACACCAACCGAAGGAGCGUUCAACUACACUGUGCUGGCGUCCAGCGAGUCUUCCCAGCGGAGCUGCAGCACGGCUCUCAGUUCUUGUAGCCUCAGUUCCCUGCAGUGCGGAACCGAGUACCUGAUUUCUGUCUCAGCCAGCAAUGACGCUGGCUCCAGCCGGUCCUCCUCUGCCGCGACCCUGAAGACUGUGGCUUGUGCACCUGGAAGAGUGACAAUCCAAGAAGCCCCUCCUGGUCACUUGUCUGUGGCUUGGUCUAAUGUAGAGCUGGGUGAUUACUACGUGGCGUUCGUGAAGAGCGACGACGGCCUGGAAGUACACUGCAAUACCUCCCUCACUCGGUGCCACUUCCUGUCUGAGUGCGGCUUCACGUACUUCAUUAGCGUAUUUGCCUAUAACACCGCGGGGCAGAGCCCCCUGGGCAACGUGUUUAACUACACCACAGCGCCUUGCUGUCCUAGCGACAUUAGCGCAGUGCUGGUGUCCAGCGACAGAGUGGAAAUCGCCUGGUCUCCUGUGCGCGGUGCUGAGCUCUACGAAACCAAGGCCAUAGCUGGGUACAGCGUGGUGGAGUGCAACGACACCGCUCCUGCUUGCACGCUCUCGGCUUUGGAUUGUGACACUAAGUACAACAUCACCGUGUACUCCUUCAGUGAGAUCCGGGGCAGCAAUCUGUCCUGCUCGUCACACUACAUCACCACGGCUCCUUGCAGUCCUGAAAUAAAACAUAUUUCAAAGGAUGCAUUCUCCACGAUUAAUGUGCACUGGCGAUCAACUAACGAAGGCGCCAUUUACACCGUGACUGCCCAGGGGAAGAAGGGGCUGUUCCAGUGCAGCAGCACAGGGGAGACCUGCAUGAUCGGGGGCCUGCCCUGCGGUUCCGUGUUCUCUGUCAGUGCUGUGGCCGAAACUCAGGCAGGAAAGAGCCUGCCCAGCUACAGUGUGCCCCUGGAAACAGUGCCAUGCUGUCCAGUUGGUCUGACGGCGGCGCAGGUCACCCAGUCUAUAAUCAACGUGAGCUGGACUAUCGGGACAGUGGCUCAGACCUACGUGGCAGUGCUCGAGUCACAGAUGGGACAGUCCAAGUGUCACACCCAUCAGAACCACUGCCUCCUGGGAUGCAUCGCAUGUGGCAUCAACUACACGGUGGCACUGAAAGCCAUUAGCCCCACUGGACUGACUGCAGACUGUGCCUACCAAAGUUAUUCUUCCAGUGCCUGCUGCCCACUGGGGGUCAAAUUAUAUAGGCUGGGCCCUAAUGGCAUCCGGAUCUACUGGCAAGCCUCCAGGGGCUCUGCCAAUUAUAGCACCGACCUCCAUGGGUCCAAAGGCAUCUUCACGUGUGUCCCAAGUGCUGGCUUAAGUUUCUGUGAUGUUACCGACAUCCCCUGUGGGGACGUAUACACUGUGAUGGUCUCGCCAGUUGCUGAAACAGGACUGAAGCUCACAUUCUGUCCAAAGAAAAUAUACUCAGUUACUUGUUCUGGAAGUACACUUGGGAUGGUGAUUUACAGAGGGAAGAGGAACGACACCGUGAGCCCCCGGUAG
Messenger RNA from Chionomys nivalis (European snow vole), 2214 nucleotides. It is a transcript of the gene Fndc7, whose product is annotated as fibronectin type III domain containing 7. The transcript is spliced from 12 exons. The coding region runs from base 1 to 2214 and encodes 737 amino acids. Lineage: Eukaryota; Metazoa; Chordata; Mammalia; Rodentia; Cricetidae. Gene Ontology annotation, molecular function: protein binding. The record is from RefSeq and is a predicted model, not a curated record.